AUGAAGUUCAAAAUUGGGAAGUACCAAGAUAAGAUCAUUUGUGAUGUUGUUCCCAUGCAAGCUUAUCACCUUUUACUUGGAAGACCUUGGCAAUAUCAUAGGUCAACCAAGAGUGAUGGAAGAAUCAAUCGGUACAAACUUGUGCAUAAUGGGCUCAAACAUGUGUUAUGUCCUAUGACGCCUUUGCAAGUUGGUGAAGUUUACCACAAAAUAAUAGAGUCGAAAGAGAAGAGCAAUGGUGUACAAGAAUAUAGUGAGGGAAGUAGUCCACAAGAGGGGAGUAAGAAAAAGACGGAGUCGAAAAGAAAAGCUAAGGUGGCCCUCUUGGAAAAUCUAGAGGAGAUUAGGGAGGAGUUGGAGGAGCAACAACCGAUGGUCCUCCUCACACAUAGGUAUUAUGCUUUGCAUACUAACGAGCUAACCUCUUCUUUGCCUAGUUCUAUUUCUUCUCUUUUGCAGGACUGUGAUGAUGUAUUUUCUGCGGAGCUUCCAAAGGGAUUGCCACCCUUAAUGGUAAUUAAGCACUAA
Molecule: messenger RNA, 528 nt
Organism: Lycium barbarum (goji berry)
Lineage: Eukaryota; Viridiplantae; Streptophyta; Magnoliopsida; Solanales; Solanaceae
Exons: 1
Coding region: 1-528 (175 amino acids)
Source: RefSeq, a predicted model, not a curated record